AUGGAGAACGAUUGUAUUGUCAGAUGGAUCUUCAUGAUGCCAUUCAUCUGGGGAAUUACGCAUCUAUUUGUACUUUUCUAUUCUACCCUUUCCUGUCCCUAUAUACAGGUAUUCUUCUCGUCCGAUGAACUGGUGAUGCUCGCUGAUUCGAUUCCGGGAUCAAACCCUCACGGAGAUCAAACGCGACUUGAGUUCGUUGGCGGGGCCCGUGGAGGCCUUACGAUGAAUGAUGCGGCGAACCCACCACGAAAGUCGACACGAAUUGACCUUCGAAAGACGCCGUGCCUUUCAGCCGGAAAUGCUCUUGGCGUGCGAUCGACAAUCUCUAGACCGUCUGAGCCAAUGGACUUUUCGCCGUACGCUGUCGCCAUUCAACCCGAGAUCUUAGGAUCUGCGACGUGCUUCGGACGACGGCAGGCUGUUUGGCCCGGGCGUCGCGUUUCAUAUGUGUCCCAUAUUCGCACCUCACGAACGAAAUUGUUAAGAAUAAAUGCACAUCUUAUGCUGAAAAUGCCGCUUCUAUGGCUCGGAACGUCCGAACUGCGAGCAGGGUAA
Molecule: messenger RNA, 555 nt
Organism: Hypoxylon trugodes
Lineage: Eukaryota; Fungi; Ascomycota; Sordariomycetes; Xylariales; Hypoxylaceae
Exons: 1
Coding region: 1-555 (184 amino acids)
Source: RefSeq, a predicted model, not a curated record